Staurois parvus is the source of this 1290-nucleotide messenger RNA. The record is from the annotation of a GenBank genome assembly. Lineage: Eukaryota; Metazoa; Chordata; Amphibia; Anura; Ranidae.
AUGUUGGAUGUAACCCAUUACAUUGAGUGCGCUGCUCACUUUUUUUUUUUUUUUUUUUCCUCAUUUUCUUCAGGUUGUUCAGUUGAGUGUCUGUCCACAGAGUCUCAUCUUCAGGAGUUGAGUCGACUUGAGCAUGUAUGUUGUGCUGCUCUUGGAGUGAACCGGAAAAAUAUCUGCAAUUUUGAAGUGGAAUAUUUGUGUGACUAUAAGCGGGUGCAGGAGGAGGAACUAUACCUUGUGAAGUGGAAAGGCUACUCAGAUUCUGAGUGUUCGUGGGAACCACGUCGCCAUCUCAGAUGCUUCAACCUUCUUCGGCAGUUUCACCGGGACCUGGAACGGGAGCUGUUACGUAAAAAAGUAGUUGCACGCUGCCCCCGCACACUAGACUCCAGUCUCUCACACUAUGUGGUGCUUAAGGCCAAGCAAAGGCAAUGGCUUCGUUUGUGGGAGCAGCAUCUGAAUUCCAAACGAGCUCACCCAGGCCUUAUAACCGUAGAAAAUGAAGUGGAUUUGGAGGGUCCACCCAAGGACUUUGUGUACAUUAAUGAGUACAGAGUUGGGGAAGGAGUGACCAUUACCAAGUCUGCUGUAGGGUGCAAAUGUCGGGACUGUUUUACAGAUGAGCGAGGCUGCUGCCCUGGAGGUUUUCAACACAAAUUUGCUUAUAAUGAAGAAGGACAAGUGAAAGUGAAGCCAGGCUUUCCAAUUUAUGAAUGCAAUUCCCUCUGCCGAUGUGGCCCUUCAUGCCCAAACAGAGUGGUGCAGAAAGGAAUCCAGUAUAACUUCUGUAUUUUCAGGACACCUGAUGGAAGGGGAUGGGGUGUAAGGACACUGGAGAAGAUACGCAAAAACAGCUUCGUAAUGGAAUAUGUAGGAGAGAUAAUCACUUCUGAUGAGGCGGAGCGUAGAGGACAAAUCUAUGACAGACAGGGGGCAACGUAUCUGUUUGACCUGGAUUACAUUGAAGAUGUUUACACCGUAGAUGCUGCUCACUAUGGAAAUAUAUCGCACUUUGUCAACCACAGUUGCAAGCCUAACCUCCAAGUAUACAACGUCUUUAUUGAUAAUCAGGACGAGAGGCUGCCACGCAUUGCGUUUUUUUCUACACGAACUAUCCGUACCGGCGAAGAGCUCACAUUUGACUACAGAAUGCAGGUUGAUCCGGUUGAUGUUGAAAGUACAAAAAUGGAUACCAACUUUGGCUUGGCUGGCUUAACUGGAUCUCCAAAAAAACGCAGAAGAGUGGAAUGCAAAUGUGGGACAAACAGCUGUCGUAAAUACCUCUUUUAA